Molecule: messenger RNA, 2801 nt
Organism: Brienomyrus brachyistius
Lineage: Eukaryota; Metazoa; Chordata; Actinopteri; Osteoglossiformes; Mormyridae
Gene: cryabb
Product: crystallin, alpha B, b
Exons: 3
Coding region: 167-685 (172 amino acids)
Biological process (GO): protein refolding; response to heat
Molecular function (GO): protein folding chaperone; structural constituent of eye lens
Source: RefSeq, a predicted model, not a curated record
AGUCAUUCGGGACGGAGGCCAAAAAACUGUUUACAUCACUGUUCGAGAAGGAUCGGGGGAGGCUGUCCGGCUGGCACUGGCUGGCGGAUGUGGGUAUAUAAAAGCGGGCAGGGAGAGCUGGGCACUGAAGUUGGUGCAUAGAAUAGACGUGCCACCCCCAGACGAGAUGGACAUCGCCAUCCACCAGCCCUGGUCGCGCCGCUCAUUCUUCUCCUCCUUCCUACCCAGCCGGAUCUUCGACCAGCAUUUCGGGGAGCCGGUGGCGGAGUCGGAGCUGCUGCCGCCGUUCCCCUCGCUGUACUACUCCCGGCCCUGGUUCCUGCGCCUCCUGAACUGGGGUGACACCGGCCUUUCGGAGAUGCGCACGGACAGGGAUCGUUUUGUGAUUAAUCUGGACGUCAAGCACUUUUCCCCGGAGGAGCUGUCAGUCAAGGUCAACGGCGAGUUCAUUGAGGUCCGAGGAAGGCAUGAAGAACGCCAGGAUGACCACGGCUUUGUGUCGCGGGAGUUCGUCCGGAAAUACAGGCUGCCGGCAGGAGUGGUGCCGAGCGUGGUCACCUCCUCGCUGUCCUCCGAUGGCGUGCUGAUCAUCACUGCGCCCCGCAAGCUGGAUGACGUUCCUGAGCGCAACAUCCCUAUCACCCGAGACGGCAAGCCCGCGGUGGCCUCAUCACAGGAGAAGUAGAGCUGCUGGUGUCUCCCCACAAAAACACCCCCACCUGCCCCUCGAACCCCACACCCCUGGCUCCAUUUUAGGUUCAUCCCCCUCCCAUGCCUGAGUUUCCAACUCACACCCACUCUUCUGAAGGGUCAUUGCUUCACAAAUGUGCCUCCUGACUUCCUGUCACAUGACCAGACUAUUCUUGAUGGGGUCUGUAAUAGUGCCUCCUGACUUCCUGUCACAUGACCAGCCUGUUCUUGAUGGGGUUGUAAUAUAAUGAAGUGCAUGUAAGCUUGUGCUUGUAUACAUAUGCGUGUGUGGAUGUUCUGUGUUUUCAUCAAAUAACUGACAGCUCAAAAAUAUGCCAAAGACUGAUUGUUACUGCUGAUUAAGUGUGACUGCAAUAGCCGACACCAAAUUUCCCACAUGUGGCAUCAAUAGGUGUCCAUGCCCACUGGAAAGAAGAGAGGGUCAUAAAUGUAUGCAACUCAUAAUGCAGCGUGUACCAGAGGGUGAAGCGUGUUGCAGUAACAAGGAGUCUUAUGUCAGCUGGAUGGAUUCUUUGUUCCUCUUCUCAGUAAAGAUGUUUCCCUCGUGGUCUUUUCCAGGAAAAGCACAGACUGUUCACACUCCAAGCCAGCAAUAAGAGGUAGACCUUCAGUGCCAUAAAGACAAACAGCAACACCAGUGAAGCGAUGAGUAAAGUCCUAGAACAAGAAGGAACUGGUUUAUAUCCUAUGUGAUUUGCAGGGGCAGCAUGAGAGUCGAGUUAGAACAUGCAAAUAAGGUCUGAGUUCAUAAAGUAACAGACCAAAAUGGUGGAUUCUACCGCUAAUGAUUAAUUACUCUUCAGUUUAAAAUGCUAACUCGGCCUGACAGAUCUUAGGUUAUGAGUAACUAUGGUCCAGUAACAGAGUCUGCGAUAUGGGUGUUUGGUUAUAAAUGGGGCCUGGUCUCAUGGAUGGUGGUUUUGACUGGAAUGUUGGUCACCGAGGACCAUGUGGGACAGAGAAAACAGUUUGAUGCGCGUGAGCACGAUGGCCAAGCGUCUGCCCCACUGUUGACGAGAUUGUGUAACUCUGUUAGUCCAGUUGUAAUAUGUAUUGGACUGGUGUUGACUUCAGAGUGUAAAAUCGUCUGAGUUCCUGCCUGAGUGUUAACUAUCGGAUGAGUCGUGAUCAUUGUGACAAAAGCGUGAGUUCGGGCCAACGUGCCGGUGUGAGGUGUGAGGUUAUCUAAAAUAUCAGAAGCAUUGCUUGCACAUUCCACCUGCAAUUAGUUCAUUCCGGUGAAACUACUGGGCUAUGAGUGGCAUGAGAUCAGGAAGUCUUGCAUUCAAGUGAAGUCAACAUUUGGCAUUUCCAGUGGGACCAGAUACAAAUACAGAAGACACAUUUUCACAUGCCUUUAUUGUAACUCCUGCAGAACAAGAACAGAGAUAAGGAUGUUUGACCCUCUGUCAGUAACAAAUGAUUGUUGAUUGGCUGAGGAGGAGUAGCUGACCCAGGCAUGGAAACAUGAUUGGAUGUUGUGUUGUUGGAAGCCUUGGAGGAGAAGGUGUAUGGGCAGAUAGAGCGUUCACGAGGGUAUGAAAAAUCUCCUAUAGCCAGCAGCCCCGAUUUGCUGAUGAUUUUCAGGCUAUUUUUAUGUUUCUGCAAAGAGCUCAAUUGGAUAGACAUACUCUGUGCUGGACAUUUGGACUCCUCCAGUUUAUCUAAACACUUCCUAUCUGAAGCUUUUCUUAUGGAUCUAAGUGACAACUUCAGUUUUGGUUAAUGACAGCAAGGUGUGCAACACACUGAGAACAGCAGGUGGCGUAUUGGUUGAGGUAUCGCAACCGGCAUGUCACAAUGGGGAAAACGUUGAGGGGCCGAGGUAAAUUCUCACAAUGAAGUGACCCCACCCCUUCCCCCUCACAGGUCAGUCUCUGACCCUUAUGUAGGCUAUGAAGCCAGCAGUCCAAUGAGUGAUAAAAUGGGCCAGGUGACUGGGGUGAACUGGGUUUCCCGUUAAUUACCAUUCCUCUGCCAUUUCCACCACUUCAUAACCAAACAAUCCCCACAAUCCCUAUUAACAUAAUAGCUUUAUUCAUGUGUGACAAUAACAGAGAAAAUAAAGAGAACUGGUUAAAAAUGACAAA